AUGGGGACAACCUAUUACAAGGCACCAUAUUACUACAAGUCCCUGUUUAAUGAGUCAAUUGUCGGCAUACUCAACCCUGAGAGGCAUCAUACACGACGUCGCACAGUCCAAUCCAUGUUUUCAGUCAAGGCCAUUGAUUCAAUGGCGCCCUAUAUUAUCCGAAGGGCUCGAAAAGCGGCCGAAUCUGUUGCAAAUCGGGCGCAGCAGGGUUUGCCUAUUAAUCUCAAUCGGCUUUAUCGCUCUAUAUCGGCAGAUAUUACAUGUGAACUAUUAUUCGGUAAAACUCAGAGCCUGCUAGAUGCAGGGAAAGAACAGCCCAAAUUGAUAGACAGCAUCGAUAAAUUUACUUCUCAUGUCUGGUUGGUGAAACAUUUUCCCUUUUUGAACUGGAUGGCUUUGAACAUGCCAGAUACAAUUGCUGCUUGGCUGAUCCCGGGAUAUAAGAAUUUCAGAGCGCAAGCCGAAAUUUUGGUCAAAGACGCCGUCAAGAGGAAAUCUGACGGGCUUGGUAUUGCUGAAGAUGGUAGUAAAACUAUCUUCGAUCUUCUUCUUGAGCCAAAUAGUGCCAAAGGCGGCAAUGAACUUGAGAUGCAUGAGUUGAUCGAUGAGGCAUUCAUGUUCAUUCUUGGUGGGACUGAUCCGAUAGGCUUCACACUAGCGGCUGCGACUUACUAUAUCCUCACAUCUCCUGAUGUAUUGAUGAAGCUUAUGACUGAACUCCAAGAGGCCAAGUCAAGUAUUGAAGGGGAGUAUGACUGGAAGCAUGUCCAGAAAUUACCAUAUCUAACAGCGAUUCUCAAAGAAACCAUGCGUUUGUACACUGUAGUCCCUGGUGUACUUCCCCGUGUGGUGCCUCCUAAGGGAGCAUUUGUACAAUCUCAUUUUCUUCCUGGCGGCACAAUUAUUUCUGCAAGUCAUCAUGCAAUCCACCACAAUCCAAGCAUCUUUGUCGACCCAGAGAAUUUUGAUCCAGAGCGAUGGCUGGGCUCACAAAGUCAAAAACUUGAAAAAUACUUGCUGCCAUUCAGCAAGGGCCCUCGUGCCUGUCUUGGAAUUAAUCUGGCAUGGCUAGAAAUGUACACUUUAUUAGCUGUGAUGUUCUCACGCUUUGAGAUGACACUUUUCGAGACCUCAAACCUGGAGUGGUUAGACCAUGGUAUUGCAGUCCAUCAGUCACCAGUCCAGGUGAGCAUAAAGCUUGACCGUCGGAAUAUUUAG
Molecule: messenger RNA, 1218 nt
Organism: Penicillium soppii
Lineage: Eukaryota; Fungi; Ascomycota; Eurotiomycetes; Eurotiales; Aspergillaceae
Product: cytochrome P450
Exons: 7
Coding region: 1-1218 (405 amino acids)
Molecular function (GO): oxidoreductase activity, acting on paired donors, with incorporation or reduction of molecular oxygen; monooxygenase activity; heme binding
Source: RefSeq, a predicted model, not a curated record